AUGUCGGGAAGACGCUGGGCCGGAUUGUGGUCGACGCAGCCACGGGCGCGAUGCAGCAGCCAGCUGGCCGUGUUCAGCGAUCUGCAACAGAUGAUCUUCGCGCCCGGCCACGCCCUCGCGGGCCUCGCAGGCGUCAUCCUCGGCUCCGCGAGCACUUUCGAGGCCGAAUGCGAGACGGGCAGCAACCCCUUUUUCAUCCCGGGGGUUGUCCUGGCCAUCACCAGCGCUGCCCUGCAGGGCGCCACCAACUUCCUCGCGCCGCACGACCCCAUCGCCAACAAGGUCGUCAGUGACAGCACUUGGGGCCUCCUCGCUAUCCGGAUCGCCGGCAAGGUCUUCUUCGCCGUCAAGGGCCCCAGCGAGCCCGUCGCCCCCGCCAAUGUCGGCAAGCUGGUGAUGAGCAACGCCCGCGGCGUGAGCGCCAUGAUUGACGCGGUGCUAAUCCUCCCGGAUAUCGCCAUCACCGUGGCAUCGUGGAUCUCGCGGGCCGCCUACGCCAUGGCGCUGAACGACCCCGAGCCGGAUUCGAAGAAGAUCGCAGUGGGGUUGACGGGGCUGGCCAUCUGGGUCGCUGCUGGGUUCCAGUUCGGGGAGGCGGAGUGGUGUUGA
Aspergillus uvarum CBS 121591 is the source of this 609-nucleotide messenger RNA. RefSeq lists its product as uncharacterized. The transcript is spliced from 2 exons. The record is from RefSeq and is a predicted model, not a curated record. Bases 1 to 609 code for a protein of 202 amino acids. NCBI's taxonomy places the organism in Eukaryota, Fungi, Ascomycota, Eurotiomycetes, Eurotiales, Aspergillaceae.